UCCCGCUUUCCCAGGGCCGGCCGGAUACUUCCGGUUAUUUAGCUUUUUGCCGGAGGCUGCGCAUUUUACCUAAUCUCCGUGUGAGCAGCUCGGGGCAGAGUCCUUGGCGAGCUGUAACUGAACUACAUGUCGUCCACGGAGCCUCCCGAGGACAGACAGAGCGGCGACGAUCCACCCGGGGACCUCCGCAGUGUCCUGGUCACCAGCGUGCUCAAUCUCGAGCUCUUGGACCAGGACCUCUUCAGAGGAAGGCAUUACUGGGUACCCUCAACCCAGCGGCUGUUUGGGGGUCAGAUUGUAGGCCAGGCCCUGGUGGCUGCAGCCAAGUCUGUGAGCGAAGAUGUUCACGUGCACUCCCUGCACUGCUACUUUGUUCGGACAGGGGACCCGAAGGUGCCGGUGCUGUACCAGGUGGAGCGGACGCGGACAGGGGCGAGCUUCUCUGUGCGCUCCGUGAAGGCCGUGCAGCAUGGCCUGCCCAUCUUUAUCUGCCAGGCCUCCUUCCAGCAGGCCCAGCCCAGCCCCCUUCAGCACCAGUUCUCCAUGCCCACCGUGCCCCUGCCCGAGGAGCUGCUGAGCCACGAGGCCCUCAUUGAACAGUAUUUAAGGGACCCUAACCUCCAAGAGAAGUACCGAGUGGGGCUGAACCGAAUUGCUGCCCAGGAGGUGCCCAUUGAGAUCAAGGUGGUCAACCCACCCACCCUGAGCCAGCUGCGGAGCAUGGAACCAAAACAGAUGUUCUGGGUGCGAGCCCGGGGGUACAUUGGGGAGGGCGACAUGAAGAUGCACUGCUGCGUGGCUGCCUAUAUCUCGGACUACGCCUUCCUGGGCACAGCGCUGCUGCCCCACCAGAGGCAGCACAAGGUGCACUUCAUGGUCUCCUUGGACCACUCCAUGUGGUUCCACGCCCCUUUCCGAGCGGACCACUGGAUGCUCUAUGAGUGUGAGAGCCCCUGGGCUGGUGGUUCCCGGGCCCUGGUUCAUGGGCGGCUGUGGCGUCAGGACGGGGUCCUGGCUGUGUCCUGUGCCCAGGAGGGCGUGAUCCGAGUGAAGCCCAAGGUUUCAAAGAGCAAGCUAUAGCCAGAGGUACCAGCUUGGCCUGGCACUUCAGGGACCUUCCUUCUCUCCCCACUCCUGAGGCAGGAGUUACUGUCCAGGGCCAGCCCUCUGUCCCUGACAUCCAAUAAAGACUCAUACCACUGGA
Sus scrofa (pig) is the source of this 1204-nucleotide messenger RNA. It is a transcript of the gene ACOT8, whose product is annotated as acyl-CoA thioesterase 8. Gene Ontology annotation, cellular component: peroxisomal matrix. NCBI's taxonomy places the organism in Eukaryota, Metazoa, Chordata, Mammalia, Artiodactyla, Suidae. Gene Ontology annotation, molecular function: fatty acyl-CoA hydrolase activity. Gene Ontology annotation, biological process: fatty acid catabolic process; acyl-CoA metabolic process. The record is from RefSeq and is a predicted model, not a curated record.